AUGGUCAAUGUUUGUCCAAAGAAGUGUGUGUGUGAUAGUGCAAAGUCAGUGCAGUGUUUCAGGUUGCAGUCUUUUCCCACUGGAAUCACUAAAGAUGUGAGGAAACUAAACCUGGGAUACAACCACAUCAAGCAACUAAAGGGUAGAGACAUAUCUGGCCUGACAGAGCUGGAGGAAGUGAUCAUUUCAUCCUGUGGAGUGGAGGUGGUGGAGGCCAAUGCUCUCAGGGCUCAGGGGCUACUAAGAAGCCUGGAUCUACAGAAGAAUAAACUGCAUCAGAUCCCCCGUGGUCUCCCACCCAGCCUGGAGACCCUCAACGUGGGCCACAACAGGAUCACAGGCCUCCAGGAGUCUGUCUUUGAGGGGCUGAAGAAACUACGUCUGCUUGAUCUUCAGAAUAACCAGAUCACCAACCUGCGUUCCAACACCCUCUCCACCCUGGAGAAGUUGGAGUGCCUUUACCUGGAUGGAAAUCAAAUUGAGACAGUGCAAGGUGCUCUGAGACUCCCCCAACUGAAUCUGUUGAGCUUGGGGAACAACAAGAUCCCCUGUUUUCCCUCAUCCUUUUUCACACCACUACAGUCCUUGACGACACUGCGUUUACCAGGGAACCUCCUAUCAAGAGUCCCACUCGAUCUCCCUCACGCCCUGUCCUACCUGAACUUGGACAGGAACCAAAUACGAGCACUGAGAAACCGCGAGAUGGGCCAACUCCGCAACCUCACGUCUCUGUCUGCGUCCUACAAUAGGUUGGUUUCUGUGGACGGUGGCCUUCGCUUGCCCAACCUCACAGUGCUGGAACUGCCAGGAAACCACCUGAGGGUGCUGCCCAGUAGACUGAGCCCCAAACUGGAAAGACUGGACUGCAGACAGAACUCCAUCCAGGAAGUCACCUUCCAGCACCUGUCUGGAAUGAAACAGCUGAAGCAUCUCUUCCUAGAGAAUAACACAAUCUGGAACUUUGAAGCUAAUGCUCUGAGGAACAGCGUUCACAUAACCAACCUGGCUCUGGAACAGAACCUCCUCUCCUCUAUUCCAGACGGGCUUCCAGAGAGUCUGAUCCGCCUGGACUUGAAAGGGAACCGCAUCGAGGCCGUCCAGGAGCAGGAGCUGAGAUCCCUGAAGCGCCUGCAGGUGUUGAACUUGAGGAGAAACAAGCUGACCUCCCUCCCCCAGAUCACCCUGGACCUGCUUCCCCGGCUGAGGACCGUCUACCUAGACGGGAACCCCUGGAACUGCAGCUGUGAGCUCCUGGGGGUCAAGAGGACCCUGCUGGCCAGGAGGGUGGAGAUCCCUAAAGAGCUGUGUAACGAGCAUGUGAGUGCGCCGGGGGACAGCUGGAGAGCGUACCUGAUGGCCCAGGACAGAUGUGAGGAGUACUUCAUGGAAACCGCACCUGAGGACCAAGUGGAGCAGACAGACACUGAGGAGUAUUAUGACUAUGAUUCGUAG
Molecule: messenger RNA, 1452 nt
Organism: Salvelinus namaycush (lake trout)
Lineage: Eukaryota; Metazoa; Chordata; Actinopteri; Salmoniformes; Salmonidae
Product: nephrocan-like
Exons: 4
Coding region: 1-1452 (483 amino acids)
Molecular function (GO): protein binding
Source: RefSeq, a predicted model, not a curated record